Messenger RNA from Alternaria atra, 894 nucleotides. RefSeq lists its product as uncharacterized. The transcript has a single exon. The coding region runs from base 1 to 894 and encodes 297 amino acids. The record is from RefSeq and is a predicted model, not a curated record. NCBI's taxonomy places the organism in Eukaryota, Fungi, Ascomycota, Dothideomycetes, Pleosporales, Pleosporaceae.
AUGAUAAACUGCGCCCGUUUCUACUUUGAAUGGAAAGGCCAUCCUAUCGACGACCUUGCCACUUUCCACAGCCUCACGCUCGCGGAGCGGCCGGAUAAGCGGAUCGUAUACUUGGCCGGCGAUUCAUCUCUCGACAACAAGUACUGGGUUGAUAAGAGCAGUUCUAUUGCCCCGCCUCAGAUUCCGGAUAUCUAUUCAAAGAUAUUUAAAAACCCUGUAGUCCCAAAGCCGGAUGUUGCAUUUUGGAUGAACAACCUGCUGAAAGAUCGCGCAACAUGCAUCAACACUGCAGUAGAAGAGUCGAUGCUUCGAGAUCGAGAUGAAAAGCUCCUGCCACACGACCAGUUCAUUCGUGACAACAUCCGGUCCAACGAUGUGUUGAUAGUCAGCGUUGGCGCAAACGAUGUCGCCCUAAAGCCAAAUUCCUCCACGAUCCGCCACAUGCUGCAGCUCGCCUGGCUGACCCCUCGCAAGAACUUGGAAAAUGGUACUGCAAGCGCAUUGGAGUACUUCAAGCUCAUGUUCGGAACCAAAGUCCAGGAUUACGUCGCUCGCCUUACCGCCAAAACGAAACCUCGCGCCGUCAUCGUAUGCAUGAUCUACUUCCCUCUCGAGGCGGGAUUAGGACAGACUAGUUGGGCUGAUGCGCAGCUCAAGGCCCUAGGAUAUAACACAUACCCUGAGCAACUGCAAGCAGCCAUUCGAGCGAUGUACCAAAUUGCAACAAAAGAGAUACGAAUUGAGGGUACGGAGAUAGUGCCUUGUGCACUGUAUGAGGUGCUUGAUGGUAAGAGUGUGGGCGACUAUACGGCGAGAGUUGAGCCAAAUGAAUCGGGCGGAAAGAAGAUGGCCGCCAAAUUCGUUGAGUUGCUGGACGAAGUCCUGGAAAAAUAA